AUGAUGCGCAGAACCGGGCUUGCAAGUCUCUGCUUGGCAGUCGGUGCCGCAGUAGCGGCUGUUGAUCCCAUCACAGCAAAGGGUCAAUACUUCUUUCAUUCCAAUGGCACGCAGUUCUUCAUUCGAGGUGUAGCCUACCAGCAAGGCGUCGGGGUUGGAGGGCAGGUCGACCCCAGCACACAAACAUUCAUAGACCCGUUAGCGGACACCACAAGCUGCAAGCGCGACAUACCACUAUUACAACAGCUCAACACCAACACCAUCAGGGUCUACGCCGUUGACCCCACAGCGGACCACACGGAGUGCAUGUCAGCACUGGACGAUGCUGGUAUCUAUGUUAUCGCCGAUCUCAGUGCACCUGAUGUGGGCGAUUCAAUCAAUCGAGACACUCCUACAUGGAACACGGCCUUGCUCGACCGAUACAAGGGCGUAAUCGACAACUUGGCCGCAUUUCCAAACACUCUUGGCUUCUUCGCCGGCAAUGAAGUCACCAACAACAACACCAACACACAGGCCUCAGCCUUCGUGAAAGCCGCCGUCCGCGACAGCAAGGCCUAUAUCGCCUCAAAGAACGUUGGCCGUUGGCUUGGCGUUGGCUACGCGACGAACGACGACGCCGAUACUCGUGACUUGCUGGCUAACUACUUCAAUUGCGACGACCCUGCAGCUGCCGUGGACUUUUGGGGAUACAACAUCUACGAAUGGUGUGGUGAAAGCACAUUUGAGUCAAGCGGUUACCAGGAACGCACUGCGGCCUUCCAGAACUUUUCGGUGCCUGCGUUCUUCAGCGAAUACGGGUGCAACAACCCAGGGGGAGGUGAGGCGCGCAUCUUUCAGGAGACCGGGGUUCUGUACAGUAACCUCAUGAACACGGUGUGGAGCGGUGGUAUCGUGUACGAGUUCUUUCAGGAACAGAACGACUUCGGUCUGGUGUCGGUCUCGAAUGGACAGGUUACUCCUCGAAAGGACUUCGCCGUUCUAGCAAAGCAGCUCGAGGCGUCCAAGAAUGCCGGCAGCAAUCAAAGUCUCCCCAUGAGCCUGUACACCCCAACCAAUACUCCCCGCGACUGCCCCAAGGUUGCAGCCGGAAGCUGGGAGGCGUCAUCUGUGCUGCCGCCCACACCCAACACCACUGUCUGUGAUUGCAUGGCCCAAUCACUCCAGUGCGUCGUGUCAUCCAGCGUCGACGCAAAGAGCAUGGGUGCGCUCUUCGGGACCGUAUGUGGACUUGACUCGAAGGCCUGUGACGGCAUCGCGUCGGAUGCCAGCUCGGGCACGUACGGAGCGUUCAGCAUGUGUAACAGCACGCAGCAACUGAGCCAUGUGCUCAACCAAUACUACCUUAACCAGGGAAAGAGCGCUUCAGCAUGUGGUUUCGAUGGUCAAGCCGAACUGCUGAGCUCGACGACAGCAGCAGACCCCAGGUGCGGAGCAGUGCUAGCGGAAGCGCCGUCAAGCACCGGUACGCCGAUCCCAGGAACUGGAAACGGAAGCGGGAGUGGGAACAGCAGCGGCGGCGGCUCCAGUGGUGGCAGUUCAAGCGGAGGCAGUACCAGCGGAAGCGGCAAUGGUUCAAGCUCGGGCGGCAGUGGCACCAGUGGAAACAGCGUGACGAAUAGUGGAAGCUCGGGUAGCUCUGCCAGUUCCAGUGCAUCUGGCGCAUUUGGCAGUUCUGGCGUCGCCGUACGCUCUGAUGCCGCCGGCUGUAUGAUGGCUAUGGUCAUGCUUGGAGCGGGCCUUGCAGUAUGGUAA
This is a messenger RNA of Neoarthrinium moseri, 1752 nucleotides long. RefSeq lists its product as uncharacterized. Gene Ontology annotation, biological process: fungal-type cell wall (1->3)-beta-D-glucan biosynthetic process. Gene Ontology annotation, cellular component: cytoplasm; fungal-type cell wall. The record is from RefSeq and is a predicted model, not a curated record. Gene Ontology annotation, molecular function: 1,3-beta-glucanosyltransferase activity. The transcript is spliced from 3 exons. The coding region runs from base 1 to 1752 and encodes 583 amino acids. Lineage: Eukaryota; Fungi; Ascomycota; Sordariomycetes; Amphisphaeriales; Apiosporaceae.